AUGCGUCUUUGUUCUAUUAGCUCUAAAUGUAAAGGACGUGGUACAUCUAACGAAUUACCUGACGCUGGAGUAGACACCGAACUGAAGAAAACCCUGAUAAAGGGCAACUUGGGGAUAUUGACAUGUCGUUUCUCUGGAUCUCCUUAUGCGGUCUUCUGGAAGAAAGGAUAUGACAUCUGGACCUCACCGACCCUUAUACAAUGGACACCUGAAGACAAAACGACUGGUCCUAGGUAUGACGACGGAAGCUGUGACAUGGACGAAAACUACUCUCUGAUCAUCAAAUAUGUAAAUCAAACAGAUAGAGGGCGCUUCAUUUGUUUGGUUUCUAACGAGGAUGGGAUUCUUGUUGACAACUACACAGAUGUCACAGUUUCAGAUGUUGCCUUGGAGAUGGAAUCUUCCGUCAAGCUUGAAGUGGGCCAAUCCGGGAGAGUUCCAUGUCGAGUGAAAAUCAGACCAAAGAAGGUUUCCUGGGUCACAAGCAGUGGUGAGGCCCUCGUCUUCAUCGAUUUGUCUAACAGUGUCAUUACCAGAGGUGGAUCUGGUUAUGAACAAAACAUGUUCAACAUCAGCAGGGAGUAUUCAUUGGUAAUUUACAAUGUAACGAUACAAAACGAAGGUCUCUAUCUCUGUGUGGUUGCUGAUCGUGACACAGGAACUUCAUACGAUGAUUCUACAGCACUUGAUGUUUUCACAAUAAUACUAUUACUUGCAGUCACAAGUGUUUUCAUCACAGUAUAUGUGGUAAAGAGACGGAAUAAACGAAAAUACGACAAGGUUCCAACCAUGGUUAUGGUCUAUAAUCCCCAAAGACAUGAUCUUAUUUCAUACAUUGAGCUGUGGAAAUUGGUGGAGUUUGGUACCAAAGAAGGCAUCAAAGAUGCCAAAUUUGAAGAGGCUCUUCAAAGUCUGAUGCAAGAAAUUUCACUGUCGACCAGUGGAAGCAGAACCUGUUCAAAGACACCAACAGGCACUAAUGGAAAUUAUUAUGACAGGUUUUGUGACUGGAAAGCAAAUUACGUUGGGAACUCCCAGAAAGAAGCCUGUCUAGAGGCAUGUAGCAAAGCUGGCUGGAAUUCAGUAGUUGACAAAUUAAGAGACUACUCUGAAUCUACACGAGCUAUAACAUUAGAGGACCUAGAACACACACUGUGGCACAGUACUGCCAACACUGAGAAUAUCAUCGCACUUCUCCAGGAACUUGGAGUGGUGCAUAAACCCCUUGAAGAAUGGAAGGACAGAGAGAAACGUGUCAUCAAAACCGUGAUGACUUUAUUGAUGCAAUGGAGGAAUACCAACAAGCAUGGAAAUCAAGAAGUGAUGUUAAGCCUGGCACUUGAGGCAAUCAACUACACACCAAGCAAUUUGGAUUUUUUCCGAAUACCUGAUAGCCAGAAAUCUGAACCGGAUGAGAAUGAAAUAAAGGAGCUGCUAUUACCAGACUUGACAUCACGACAUUGCUCAAUUCUGAUCGACGCCAUGGAGAACUACGAUAAGGCCAGUUGGUAUCGUCUGGCAGUCAAACAUGUCGGUUCGUCUAGGGAAGAAUUUUGGAUAGAAAACGUCAUCGAGCAAAAUAGGACAUCCUUGUUCGAUAGCCAUCAAAUGGUAAAAGAUUGGUGGGCUGAGCAGAAGUGCAGCAAUUACGAAAAGAGAUUAAAGCUUCAACGUGCUGCUAAGAACAUGGAAGAAGCUGAGACUGAUAGAAUUGACGCUUUUGAUGACAAGUGGCUAAAUACAAAGAGGAUCGAGCAGAUUAUCAACCUUGUCCCAGAGGAGUCUAUGAGGAGACUUUGUGAGUCUCUAAACAUAUCCUACAGAGAAGAGGAUUUCACCGAAAAGAGAAAGUUGUUAAAAACAGUGUCCAAAUGGAGAAAUAACAUACCAAAACAAGAACAUCCUAAGAUGAUUAGAAAGCUAUCAGCAGGACUGCAAGACAUAAAUUUUGGUGGUUUGAUGUCUGGUAAAAAGGGAACAUCAAUCUAUAAAGCAGAACUGGUCGAUCUUGCUCUCGAUCUGAUAAUGGAUGAUCUCCGUCCGUUUGCAAAGGCCUUGGGGAUCAGUGUGCGGAACUUCGUAUCUUACAGAAAAGUAUUCAAGCCCUCUCAUCUGGAGCUUGGAACUAUAAGACUUGUAUUGAUGCUGGUCGAUAUGUAUCCAAAGGUUGUUUUCGAAAACAAAGAUGUGAGAGUUUUUGUUUGCAGUAUCCUUGACCAGGCUGGAUAUGUGAACGCCAUGAAACGGUUCGACUUUGCCUUUGAACCCAGCUAUGGAGAACUCCAUUCUUUAACAACGGAAUGUAAGUUUGGGUACACUGCAAACGCGAAAGAAGAGAAUGAUGCCGGAAAUGAACGAGUGCCAACCCCUCCUCCGGGCAACGAAGUUAAUGAUGGCAAAGCUGUGGAGUGUGAUUCACAGAAACCAGACGCCAUCAUUCCUUCACAAGAAGAAAUUGGAGUUGACCGUAAAGAUAACGAACCUCCAUACUUGCAAGAACCAGAAGUCGUAAUGAAGAAGAAAAUGGGCGAAGGACAAUCAAAGAAAGCAACAUGUUCUCUCCAAAAACUGUUUGGAUUGACCGAGGAAGACAUGCAAGGCAUUCCAGACGCAAACGAAGCAUCCAGAUUUAAAGUAUUUCAGAUUUGGAAAGAGAAGGUGUGUCCAGUACUAAUUGAUCAUCGCGUGGUCUUAGCAGAGGGCUUGAAGGAAAUAGAUACAAGAAAUAUGAUUAUAGCUCCUCUGAUAAAUGGCGAAUUCAAUGGCAGAGAAACAUGCAUGGGUUUCAUCGACGAUAUGCUGAGCAGGAUGGGGGAAAAACGGCGAGAAUCUCUUCUACGUCUGCUGAAAAACAAACGUGAUAAAGAAGAUUGGGGAGGAUCUGAAACGUCACAAUGGAUCUACGAUUGGGUGGCAGAUUGGACUAAAGAGAUGGAAAGCUGGACCAAAGGAUACGUAGAAGGGGCAGUGAAAAUAAAACAAGUGAAUGAGAAACACCGUAAUUUCAAUGACAAACUGGUAGAAAAUGGCUUUUUUGACUUGGCAAGAGAAAUUAUGAUCAUCGAACAAGGGUUGGAAGUAGAUCCUGUAAUGGAGAGAGUCCCCGUGGCGGGAAAACUUCUAACGUACAUGAAAACUUUCAAAGAAAAUAUCGUUCCAAAGAAAAAUUGAAACUAGCUGAAAAAUUAAUAUGCACCUGGAAAUGUUUAAAAACAACAAAAACGAAAAUAAGUCAAUUUCCAUCAUUUCCAGGUCGCAUUAAAGUAAUGAUUCGUAUUUUUGUAAUAACGUAAAUGAAUGUACAUACAUAUAAAUAGGACUUCAUCUUUCCCCCGGAUCUUUCUUUCUACAAUCAUAUGCAAUGAACGGCGUAUGACACAGGGUUUUCCUUUCCCAAUACUUUAGUACCUUUAUGAAUCGCAGAGUACAUUUAUGUAUGUUCGCGUGAAUCAGAGGCGUCGAUCCUGGAGGGGCAGGGGGGCGAUCGCCCCACCAAUGAAAAUAUUGGGGGGGGGGGGGGCAAACAUAUCAUUUUGCCCCCCAAUAAUUCCGGAUAUACCACCAAAAAAAACAAGAUUGUAAUGUUUAGCAAGCGAGAUUGAGAUUCACAACUCGUUCUUUAUUUAAAAUCGUGCUCAAAAUGUCCGCUUUUCAGAUUGGAAUAUAAAUUUUGUUAGCUCGCGCUUCGCGCUCGCAUCAUUUCUGUAGCAAAAACCCAUACUUUUCAUGAUUGAAUAGGUGAAUGUAAAUGUCCCAUUUUCAGUUUUAAGCUUCAAAAGAACUCCUGCUUCGAUUUGCAAUAAUCUUUUCUUGGAUAUAUAUCUUGUUCUUUAUCAAAAAGUUCCAUUAAACUGUCAUUUUUUUCAGAUCGAAAUAUCAAAAUUUUCAGCUCGCGCUUCGCGCUCGCAUCUAUUCUUCUCUUAGAUACCAAUCUUAAUCAUUACUACCAAAAAUGCUUAGAAUAUCAAGCUUUCAGGUCAGAAUAUAAAGAACUUUCAGCUCACUCUCGGCACUCGUACUAUCUGUGUAGUGAGAUAUGUAUCCUCCUCAUGAGUGACAAACAGCCCUAAACAGGCACGCUUUUCCUGUCAGUAUGCUAAAAAAAAAUCAGCUCGCGCUUCGCGCUCGCAUUGUUGGUGAGAUACGUGUCUGGAACGUUAAUGAUUUUGCCCCCCCAAUCUGAAAAAUGGAUCGACGCCCCUGGCGUGAAUACUUCACUGCAAAAUUAUGUACAUGAGAUUUGUAAAGUUUUGGUUUCUUUUAUUUCUUUGCUAUUUCAGUUUUGUAAGAUUCAUUCUUGUUUGUCGUGUCUAAACAAUCUUGCUUUUGGAUUGUCGCUCAUACUUCCUUUAUGAUUCAAUCCAAUCUAAUAAACAUUUGAUAUAGCGCAUUUUGCUUUCGGUCACAAAGCGUUGAUCACACACUUUAUCAUGUAGUGUAUAAAUCACACAGCACCAUAAUAGUUAUCAUGAUAUAUUUGGUGUGAAUGACAUUGAUAGUAUGGAAAGUAAAAUAGCCCACAGAGAUGGUAAGCAGUUCAUCUCGAAACAGACACUGCAAGUUAUUAUUUUUGUAUAGUUUACCUCAUUAGAGUUUAUAUACUCACAUUAAGGUACUUGUAUUGUAGUGACAAAAUAUUGAAAUUGAUUAUUUCAAUAUCUUGCCACUGUGAGCUUUAUAUCUUUGACGAAGACGAGAGGUUUGCGUCGGAAAUUUGGAGAAUACUUGGAAAUAAACUUUGUUGGAAAUGCAAUGCAUUACCUCAUAUAUAUAUAUACAUUUAACGUAACUAGAUAAAUGUCAACUUAUUGUGGGAAUUAUCUUGACGUCGCACAGUGGGCCAAAAUGAACCCAAAGUGCGCCAAAACCCAUUAUUCACACAUUUGUAUGAUUAAAUUUGGUAGAUAGGAGUAAUUUUACCCGUAGAAUUCAAUAAAAGUAUUUUCAAAUAUUGAUGACGUCGUUAAAAUACUGUUUUCUGAUUGGCUGUUAACAUUUGAGCAGAAAUUACAUGUUUCUAAUUCUACAAUAAGUUUCAAAUUUUCAGAAACUAGUUUUAGAUAAAUUUCAGCAAUAAUUAAGCAUAUCAGCAAACAGCAAACACACAAACAGGCAACCAAACCAGAAAAGUCUGUGCUCGGGGUACAAAUAAUUCAAUUGGUGACCUGAGUAUCGCUUAAAGAGGGCGUCCUACCAUGAAUCCGGAAUUGUAAAAUUCAAAGUGAAAUUGU
Molecule: messenger RNA, 5231 nt
Organism: Lytechinus pictus (painted urchin)
Lineage: Eukaryota; Metazoa; Echinodermata; Echinoidea; Temnopleuroida; Toxopneustidae
Exons: 13
Coding region: 1-3171 (1056 amino acids)
Cellular component (GO): plasma membrane
Source: RefSeq, a predicted model, not a curated record